GCGGCGAUGCGCGGCGGCGGAAGGGCCUGGCGGUGGGUGCAGCUGCUGGGCCGGCCGGCAGGGCGGCGGCGGUUCUGGGGGGCGCCGGAGGGGCACGGAGGCGCCGCCAUGGCGGAGGCCGGCGCGAUGGGGCAGAGGAUGGUCUGGGUGGACCUGGAGAUGACCGGCUUGGAUAUUGAGAAAGACCAGAUCAUCGAGAUGGCCUGCCUCAUAACCGACUCAGACUUAAAUAUCUUGGCUGAAGGUCCCAACCUGAUAAUCAACCAGCCAGAUGAACUACUGGAGAGCAUGUCGGAAUGGUGCAAAGAGCAUCAUGGGAAGUCUGGCCUUACCAAAGCGGUGAAAGACAGCACAAUAUCUCUCCGCCAAGCAGAGUACGAAUUUCUGUCUUUUAUCCGGCAGCAGACGCCACCGGGACUCUGUCCUCUCGCAGGAAACUCGGUUCAUGCAGACAAGAAGUUUCUCGACAAACACAUGCCCCAAUUUAUGAAGCAUCUUCACUACCGGAUCAUUGACGUGAGCACUGUUAAAGAGCUGUGCAGACGCUGGUUCCCAGAAGAUUACGAGUUUGCACCGAAGAAGGCUGCUUCUCACAGAGCUCUUGAUGACAUCCGGGAGAGCAUCAAAGAGCUUCAGUUCUACAGAAAUAGCAUCUUCAAGGGGAAAACAGAUGAAAAGAAAAGGAAGCUAGUGGAAAAUGGCGAAAACGAGAACUCCACCAGUUGAUCUCAUAGCCCUCCUCACUCCUUAGGAAAAGUCCAAGACCUCAGGCUGCUUCCUGGCACGUCCAAGACGACGGCUUCUGUGCUCCCUGGCUUCCCUAAGGUGGUUCAGAGUGAUCGAGCCCUGGAUGCGCGUGUUCUUCUGCGCUUGAGCUGUGGGCCUUGAAGCCUUCGCAGUUGUUUGCUUUGGAAGAACCUUUUGCAUUGGAGAAUCCCUUCUGGUUGCUUUUAGGCGCCCUCUUUUGCUACAGAAUAAACCCACUCUGCUGAA
Molecule: messenger RNA, 993 nt
Organism: Eublepharis macularius
Lineage: Eukaryota; Metazoa; Chordata; Lepidosauria; Squamata; Eublepharidae
Gene: REXO2
Product: RNA exonuclease 2
Exons: 7
Coding region: 7-726 (239 amino acids)
Cellular component (GO): mitochondrion
Molecular function (GO): nucleic acid binding; 3'-5'-RNA exonuclease activity
Source: RefSeq, a predicted model, not a curated record